GGAAAAAAUUAAAUUUAAAGAAAAUAUCUUAGGGCUUGUAUGGAAAUUGCAAAAUCGCGUGCGACCCGCAUAGUGGCAUCACCGAUUCCGUUAAGUUCGCUUCUCUGUGGCCUUUGCUCCAGAAGAUCUCUCGUCCAUUGCUCCGAAAGCUGCGGCUUUUAGAGAGAGAAAAUUGGUGGCAGCUGCAACUGCAGAGGGAGACUGUUGGGCGAGAGAGAGAUUGAGAAUGGGACGAUGAUUUUUUGAACGUUGGGAUCGGAGGGAAAAAGUGGAGUUUUCUUUGGAUAUUUGGAGGGAUUUGAGAUUUCCAUUUAUUUUUUUCAAAUUUUUUAAAAAAGCGAAUUUGGUGUGACGGAUUAGUAUUUUGGGAUUUGGAUACGUAUCCUAUUGAAUUUUGGCCUAAGUGCAUGCAAUCGGUUGGGGGUGGGCCCGCCCGGAACCCGGGGGUGGGGCCGGCUGGGCGGGCGACAUCUACAUCGUCAGCCGCAUCACCAUCUUCUUCAUCGUCGGCAGUGUCAACGUCGCAUUUGGGGCUGGACUCGUUGCAGCAGCAGCAGCAGCAACCACAGCAGCAGAUAGGUUCUAGGCAGUCAUUGCACCAGCAGUUACUUCGAAAACCUGAAGGGAAUGAAGCCUUUUUAGCAUAUCAAGCAGCCCUUCAAGGGGCAUUUGGGGGUAACAAUUUUUCAUCUCCCAGUGCCAUGCAGUUGCCUCAACAAUCUCGGAAAUUCAAUGAAUUAACUCAACAUGGUCCCAACCAAGAGGCUCUUCUCAAGGGUCAAAACAUUGAGCAGCAAAUGCUAAAUCCUGUUCAUCAAGCAUACCUUCAAUAUGCACACCAGGCUGCCCAACAAAAGUCUGCUUUGGCAGUUCAUUCUCAGCAGCAGAAUAAAAUGGGAAUGUUAGUGCCUUCAUCUGUGAAAGAUCAAGAAAUGCGUAUGGGAAAUUUGAAAAUGCAGGAGCUUAUGUCUAUGCAGGCAGUAAAUCAAGCUCAAGGAUCUACCUCCAGGAAUGUACCCGAACAAUUUUCUCGUGGGGAAAAGAAGAUAGAGCAGGGACAGCAGUUAGCCCCUGAUCUAAAAGGUGAGGGAAAGCCUUCAACCCAGGGACCAGCCGUGGCACAAUUAAUGCCUGGAAAUAUGAUACGACCUGUGCAAACACCUGUUGAUCGGCAGGGCAUCCAAAAUGUCAUGAGCAACCAGAUUGCAGUGUCUGCUCAAUUACAGGCUAUGCAGGCAUGGGCACGUGAGCGUAAUAUUGAUCUAUCACAUCCUGCAAACGCUAACUUAAUUGCACAAAUCUUUCCUAUGAAGCAAUCAAGGAUAGUUUCUCAACAAAAAGCAAAUGAGAGCAGCAUGGGUGCUCAGUCAUCACUAGUACCUGUUUCGAAGCAGCAGGUUACAUCUCCAGCAGGUGCAAGUGAUAGCUCUGCACAUGCUAAUUCAUCAAGUGAUGCAUCUGGGCUGUCUGGUCCUGCAAAAGCCAGGCAGCUACCUGCCAACCAUUUUGGCCCGCCAACAAACGUUGUUACUGCUAGCCACUCUGGUGACACAGCAGUGCAACAAUUUAAUAAUCAUAACAGAGAGUCUCAAGUAUCUAUGAGGCAACCUGUCUUAGUUGGAAAUGGAAUGCCUUCUGCACAACCCCAACAGUCUUCUACCAGCAUGAAUUUGGGUUCAGAACAUCAUUUUAAUGCAAAAAAUACAUUAUCUGGUCCAGAACCUCCACAAACGCAGUAUUUAAGGAAGUUAAACCAAUUGUCUUCUCAGGCAUCUGGUGCUACAAAUGAAGGGGGCUCAGGAAAUUAUGUGAAAUCCCAAGGGGCACCAUCUCAGAUGUCUCAACAACGACAUGGAUUUACCAAACAACAGCUGCAUGUUCUUAAAGCACAGAUACUGGCAUUCAGGCGGCUCAAGAAAGGAGAGGGUACCCUUCCCCAAGAGCUUCUUCGGUCUAUUGUUCCACCAACUCUUGAGCUGCAAUCUCAGCAGCCAAUCCAUCCUUCUGGAGGACAGAAUCAAGAUAAUUCAGCUGGAAAUAUCAUGCCAGAACACUCAAGGCACAUAGAAUCUGAAGCAAAGGACUUGCAACAUAUCCAUGCAGUUAAUGGACAUGGUUCUUCAAAGCAUGAAACUUCUGCCAGAGAUGAGAAAUCCACUGUCUCAGCAGUUCAUAUGCAAGCUAAGCCUGUUGUGACAAAGGAUCCUGCUCCAAUGUUGUCUUCUCAAAGGGAAGAGCAGCAACCAUUUGGUUGCUCUGUUAAGUCAGAUCAGGAAAGUGAACGUGAAACUAACAGAAAUCCUGUUAGGAAUGAGUUGCUGUUAGACAAGGGAAAGGCCAUUGCACCACAGCCUUCUGCAUCUGAGUCAAUGCAAAAUAAGAACCCUGCACAAACAAGCACAGUUGGGCAGCCAAAAGACGUAGGAUCUACAAGAAAAUACCAUGGACCUCUAUUUGAUUUCCCCUUCUUUACCAGGAAACAUGACUCCUUUGGGUCGUCAAUGAUGGUAAGCAGCAACAAUAAUUUGUUGCUGGCAUAUGAUGUCAAAGAUCUUCUAGUUGACGAAGGAACGGAAGUAAUUAACAAGAAAAGGGUAGAGAAUUUAAAGAAGAUUGAAGGUCUACUAGCAAAUAACUCAGAGAGGAAGCUAAUUAGGCCAGAUCUUGUGAUGAGGUUACAAAUUGAAGAGAAAAAGCUUCAUCUUAGAGGCCUUCAGGUGCGUUUAAGGGAUGAGAUUGAUCAACAGCAGCAAGAGAUAAUGGCAAUGCCAGAUCGGCAAUAUCGUAAGUUUGUUAGAUUGUGUGAGCGUCAACGUAUGGAAUUGGCUAGGCAAGUACAGGCAUCUCAGAGAGCUAUAAGGGAGAAGCAACUGAAAUCUAUAUUUCAGUGGCGUAAGAAGCUUCUUGAGGCGCAUUGGGCAAUUCGUGAUGCUCGGACUGCUCGGAAUAGGGGGGUAGCCAAAUAUCAUGAGAGAAUGUUAAGGGAGUUUUCAAAACGUAAAGAUGACGACAGGAACAAAAGGAUGGAAGCCUUGAAAAAUAAUGAUGUUGACAGAUAUAGGGAGAUGUUGCUGGAGCAGCAGACUAGUAUCCCGGGUGAUGCUGCUGAGAGAUAUUCUGUUCUUUCAACUUUCUUAACGCAGACAGAAGAGUAUCUUCAGAAGCUUGGAAGUAAGAUAACAGCUGCCAAGAAUCAACAGGAAGUAGAGGAGGCAGGAAAAGUUGCUGCAGCUGCUGCACGGUUGCAGGGUCUUUCUGAAGAAGAAGUCAGAGCUGCAGCAGCUUGUGCUGGAGAAGAAGUGAUGAUUAGAAAUCGUUUUAUGGAGAUGAAUGCUCCUAAAGAUGGUUCAUCUGUCAGCAAGUAUUACUCACUUGCUCAUGCUGUGAAUGAGAAGGUCAUAAGGCAACCAUCAAUGUUGCGGGCUGGAACAUUGAGAGAUUAUCAGCUUGUUGGCUUGCAAUGGAUGCUUUCUUUGUAUAACAAUAAGUUAAAUGGAAUUUUGGCGGAUGAGAUGGGUCUUGGCAAAACUGUGCAGGUUAUGGCAUUGAUUGCCUAUUUGAUGGAAUUCAAAGGGAACUACGGCCCACAUCUCAUAAUAGUCCCGAAUGCUGUUUUGGUUAACUGGAAGGUAAAACGCACUCCUUUUAAACGCACUCCUUUUUCUUGGACGUUCCUUUCCUUUGUGGCUGUGCACUUUAACAUGGCGGUGUUCGUUGUGCAGAGUGAAUUUUAUAACUGGUUACCAUCUGUGUCAUGCAUUUUUUAUGUUGGAGGGAAGGAUCAACGAUCAAAAUUAUUUUCUCAAGAGGUUUGUGCGUUGAAAUUUAAUGUCCUUGUGACAACUUAUGAGUUCAUCAUGUAUGACCGGUCAAAGCUUUCAAAAAUUGAUUGGAAGUAUAUCAUAAUUGAUGAAGCACAGAGGAUGAAAGAUAGGGAUUCAGUUCUGGCACGUGAUCUUGAUCGAUAUCGUUGUCAGAGACGCCUGCUUUUGACUGGAACCCCCUUACAGAAUGAUUUGAAGGAGCUUUGGUCCCUUUUAAACUUACUCCUUCCUGAGGUUUUUGACAAUCGAAAAGCAUUUCAUGAUUGGUUCUCGAAACCUUUUCAAAAGGAAGGCCCUAGUCAAAAUGCAGAGGAUGAUUGGCUUGAGACAGAAAAGAAAGUUAUAAUUAUCCACAGACUUCAUCAGAUUCUUGAGCCAUUCAUGCUCAGGCGUCGUGUUGAAGAUGUAGAAGGCAUGCUGCCACCAAAGGUCUCUAUAGUUUUGCGAUGUAGAAUGUCAGCUAUACAGAGUGCUAUUUAUGACUGGGUCAAAUCCACUGGUACCCUUCGUCUUGAUCCUGAGGAUGAGAAACAUAAGGUUCAAAAGAAUCCAGUCUACCAGACAAAGCAAUAUAAAACGUUAAAUAACAGAUGCAUGGAGCUACGUAAAACUUGCAAUCAUCCAUUGCUUAACUAUCCAUUCUUCAGUGACUUAUCCAAAGAUUUCCUUGUAAAAUCUUGUGGGAAACUGUGGAUCUUGGAUCGAAUCCUUAUAAAACUUCAAAGGACUGGACACAGAGUUCUGCUCUUUAGUACAAUGACUAAACUCUUAGACAUUUUGGAAGAAUACCUGCAAUGGCGACGGCUUGUCUACCGGAGAAUUGAUGGGACAACGAGUUUGGAAGAUCGUGAAUCAGCCAUAGUGGAUUUCAAUAGUGCUGGUUCAGACUGUUUCAUCUUCUUGCUUAGUAUUCGAGCUGCUGGGCGAGGCCUUAACCUUCAGUCUGCUGACACUGUAGUCAUAUAUGAUCCUGACCCAAAUCCUAAAAAUGAGGAGCAGGCAGUUGCUAGAGCUCAUCGCAUUGGGCAGAAAAGAGAAGUCAAAGUUAUCUACAUGGAAGCUGUUGUAGACAAAAUCUCCAGCUAUCAAAAAGAGGAUGAACUGAGAAGUGGAGGCACUGUUGAUAUGGAGGAAGAACUUGUAGGUAAGGAUCGUUAUAUUGGAUCCAUUGAAAGCCUGAUAAGGAACAAUAUUCAACAGUAUAAGAUUGAUAUGGCCGAUGAGGUCAUUAAUGCUGGACGUUUUGACCAAAGAACAACACAUGAAGAGAGACGCUUGACUUUGGAGACAUUAUUACAUGAUGAAGAAAGGUACCAGGAGACUGUCCAUGAUGUUCCCUCUUUACAGGAGGUAAAUCGCAUGAUUGCUAGGAGUAAGGAGGAACUUGAAUUGUUUGAUCAAAUGGAUGAGGAAUUGGAUUGGAUUGAAGAGAUGACAAAGUAUGAUCAGGUGCCUAAGUGGCUUCGAGUAAGUACAAGAGAAGUAAAUGCCACUAUUGCUGCUUUAUCUAGAAAACCAUCAAAGAACACUCUAUUAGGCGGUGAUGUCAGCGUGCAAUCCAGUGAAAUGGGAUCUGAAAGGAGAAGAGGACGACCCAAGGGAAAGAAGAAUCUUAAUUACAAAGAGUUAGAUGAUGAAAAUGAAGAAUUCUCUGAAGCAAGUUCUGAUGAAAGAAAUGAAUAUUCAGCCCAUGAAGAUGAAGGGGAAAUUGGAGAAUUUGAAGAUGAUGGGCUUAGUGUGGCAGAUGGAACUCAACCCAAUGAUAAGGAUCAAUUGGAAGAAGAUGGUCCAAUUUGUGAUGCUGCAUAUGAAUUUCCUCAGUCCACAGAAAAUGUAAGAAACAGUCUGACAGCUGAAGGAUCUGGAUCCCCUGGAACAUCCUCAGGCAGUCAAAGAUUAACACAGACAGUAUCUCCUUCAGUUUCCUCUCAGAAAUUUGGUUCCCUCUCUGCACUGGAUGCCAGGCCAGGUUCCCUUUCAAAAAGGAUUACUGAUGAGUUAGAGGAGGGAGAAAUUGCUGUAUCUGGUGAUUCUCACAUGGAUAAUCAACAAUCUGGGAGUUGGAUUCAUGAUCGUGAUGAAGGUGAAGAUGAACAAGUUUUGCAACCUAAGAUUAAGCGGAAACGUAGUCUUCGUGUUCGACCUCGUCAUGCCCUGGAGAGGCCUGAGGAAAAGUCUGGUGGUGAGGGGGGAUCUCUUCACCGAGGAGGAUCCUCUCUUUUGGCUGUUCAUGUAGACCAUAGAUAUGAAGUGCAAUCAAAGACCGAUCCUGAUGAAAAGUCAUUUGGAGGCUCCAAUGCUGGCAGGCAUGAUCAAAACGAAUCAUCCUUAAAAGUAAAGAGAAAUUUACCUUCAAGAAGAGUAUCUGCUACCUCCAAAUUACAGGGCUCACCUAAGUCUAGCAGAUUGAACUGCAUUUCUACUCCUUCUGAGGACGGUGGACACUCAAGAGAAAGUUGGGAGGGGAAGCCUAUCAACUCUAGUGGGUCUUUGGCCUUGUCCUCCAAAAUGCCUGAAAUCAUCCAGAGAAGGUGUAAGAAUGUAAUUAGCAAGCUCCAAAGGAGAAUAGACAAGGAAGGUCAACAAAUUGUACCUUUGCUAAAAGAUUUAUGGAAGAGGAUUGAAAAUUCAGGGUACACAGGUGGAUCUGGGAACAGUCUAUUGGAUUUGCGGAAGAUUGACCAGCGAAUUGAUAGAGUGGAGUAUAGUGGAGUGAUGGAGCUUGUGUUUGAUGUGCAGUUCAUGCUGAAGAGUGCAAUGCAUUUUUAUGGAUUUUCACAUGAGGUAAGAUCUGAAGCGAGAAAGGUUCAUGAUCUCUUUUUUGAUAUCUUAAAAAUUGCUUUUCCUGAUACGGAUUUUCGAGAGGCAAGAAAUGCGCUUCCUUUCACGGGUCAAAUUUCAGCCAGUGCUGUAACAUCUCCCAGACAGAUGGCUGGCAGCCAAACCAAGAGGCACAGGACAUUAAAUGAGGUGGAAAUUGAUGCAAACCCUUCACAGAAGCACCUGCAGCGUGGAUCUGCUUCAAGUGGGGAAAACACCAGGAUCAAAGUUCAUAUUCCACAGAAGGAAUCAAAAUCUGGAAAUGGAGGUGGCAACAACCGAGAACUUCAGCCGGAUGAUUCUCCGCUGCUUACUCAUCCAGGUGAACUGGUUGUAUGCAAGAAGAGAAGAAAUGACAGGGACAAAUCAUUGGCCAAGUCUAGGACUGGGUCAGUUGGCCCGGUCUCACCACCUAGCGUGGUACCUGCUGCAAGAAGUCCAGGGCUUGGUUCCGUCCCAAAGGAUGCUAGAAUGGCGAUUGGCCAGCCAUGUCAGCAACCAAAUGGAUCUGGUGGGUCAGUUGGCUGGGCGAAUCCAGUAAAGCGAUUAAGGUCAGAUUCUGGGAAGAGAAGACCAAGUCAUCUGUAGAUUUCUCGAGGGAUUCACAUCAUGGAAAAAGGUUGCUGCUAGUUUCAGGAUGAAUUUGUUAGAUUAAAAAUAGAGUUUAGCCCAUACUGUUAAUAUAGAUUUUUAGGUCCUCCACCAUUGUAUUCAUGAUUACCUCUAACGGGUUAAAUAUCGAUGGUUCUCCAAUUUUUUGUAUUUGGGUAUCUGCGUCUCGCAGCAUUUGUGUUCCUUUAGAUAGGUGAAAAUCAUGUAUAGUAACUCGGUGCUUCGUGUUAGUCAAUGUAAAAGCCUGGUUGACUUAUAGUAGUUCCCUACCACAAAUUAUGAUGGGAAUUAAAUAUGGAGUGAACCUCUUCACUUGUUUGUAAGCUAGAAUAAAAAUGAAUCAAAAGGAGGGAGCGGCUUGGAUUUUGACAAGCUACAGCUUUGGUUUAA
Messenger RNA from Prosopis cineraria, 7646 nucleotides. Its product is annotated as ATP-dependent helicase BRM-like. Gene Ontology annotation, molecular function: DNA binding; ATP-dependent chromatin remodeler activity; ATP binding. Gene Ontology annotation, cellular component: nucleus. Gene Ontology annotation, biological process: positive regulation of transcription by RNA polymerase II. The transcript is spliced from 13 exons. Lineage: Eukaryota; Viridiplantae; Streptophyta; Magnoliopsida; Fabales; Fabaceae. Bases 408 to 7232 code for a protein of 2274 amino acids. The record is from RefSeq and is a predicted model, not a curated record.